Messenger RNA from Homarus americanus (American lobster), 2182 nucleotides. RefSeq names its product geranylgeranyl transferase type-2 subunit alpha-like (gene RabGGTa). The coding region runs from base 120 to 1427 and encodes 435 amino acids. Gene Ontology annotation, cellular component: cytoplasm; Rab-protein geranylgeranyltransferase complex. The transcript is spliced from 10 exons. Lineage: Eukaryota; Metazoa; Arthropoda; Malacostraca; Decapoda; Nephropidae. Gene Ontology annotation, molecular function: Rab geranylgeranyltransferase activity; protein binding. The record is from RefSeq and is a predicted model, not a curated record. Gene Ontology annotation, biological process: protein geranylgeranylation.
AUUAUAGAAGUGUGAGACGGCAGACAUAACACUAGCCACACCUUAUGAGGGCUGUCCACCACUGGCUGUCCACCACUGGCCACACUGACUGAGAGUGUUGUGCCUUACUGUACCUCACAAUGCAUGGACGGCUGAAAAUAAAGACAACAGCUGAACAAGCAGCAGAAAAACAAAAAGAAAGAGAAGGAAAGAGGAAACUAUAUCUUGGGGGUGUUACAAAGGCCUUUGAAAAGAGAUCUUCAGGGACCCAUGAUGAAGAAGGACUAAAGAUAACUGCUCAGCUAUUAGCAGCCAACCCUGAUGCUGCCACCCUUUGGAAUUUUCGAAGAGAGAUUCUCUUGGCCUUGAAGGGAGAUGAUGAAUCCUGGGAGAAGCUUCUUACUGGGGAGUUAGCAAUGGUAGAAAGUUGUUUAAUGAAAAACCACAAGAGUUAUGGAGCCUGGCAUCACCGCUUUUGGGUAAUGAUGAAUUUCCCCAAGCCACCGUGGAAAGCUGAACUCUCGCUGUGUGACAAGUAUCUUAAAUUAGAUGAGAGGAAUUUUCACUGCUGGGAUUAUCGGCGGUUUGUAGUAUUAGGAAGUAAUCAACAACCAGAAGAUGAACUUAAGUUCUCUCAGCAUUUGAUAGAGCACAACCUAAGCAACUAUUCUGCUUGGCAUUACCGGUCCAAGUUGCUGCCUCUGGUUCAUCCCCCACCAUCAAAUACUCCACACCCAAUAUCAGAAGGUGCACUUAUCAAGGAGCUACAAACUGUGGUUGAGGCAGUGUUCACUGAUCCUUCUGACCAGAGUCCAUGGUUUUUCUUGAGGUGGCUUGUCAACAGGCAAGAAAAAGUUCCAAGGAUGCUGCAAGUUGGAUAUGUGAGAUAUAAGGGAGAUUCUGGCUUAGUUAUUUGUGUAUUCUCACAACCUGUGCCUCAGAGAGCAGUGCCUUUUAUUCGUUUGAAUGGUGCAGACUCUGAUGAAACCCUUAUAUGGUACGCACCAAAUGAUGAAGAUUACUCCAAUGUUUGGGUUGCAGAAUUAAAUCUCUCAUCAGUUGAGGCACAUACUAUCUCGCUUAUUAUUGAUCCCUCAAUGACUGAGAUGUUAAAUGUUGGUGAAGGUUCAACUCAAGCUAUAGAAUGGGUUACAACAUUAGAGGUUGGUGGAGAAGAAUUGUCAGACACGGCACGGUCAACUUUGGAAGAAGUGAAAGAUAAUUGUGUCACUUUAGAUGAAUUGGAUCCUGGUAAUAAAUGGGUGUUACUUACCUUAGUGGAUGUAAUGUGGGCCCUUGACUGUCACACUCACCAAAAGAAGAUUCACAGUUACCUCUCUCAACUCCAGGAGCUGGACGUCCUACGCAACAAAUAUUAUGCAGAUAUGAUGCCCCCCAAUCCCCAACUGCGUGGGCGCACUGUGCUUGCCAUGUUCCUCCACCCAUAACUUCUUGGACAUUUCUGGAUCUGCCCCUGAGCUCACAUGGCUGCCAAACAUAAGAGAGCACCUGACAACACCAGCUACUUGAUGACUCACUGAGUACAGCUUUGCUGAGAGCCAGCACCAAGCUUCAAAGAGUGUAUGAGAGACCAAGGACAUUUUUUUCUUCUUUACAGAUGGUAAAAAACCCUUAGCAGCUAAAAGUAACUUGAUAUGGUGGAAAAAAACUCCUGGGGGGGAGGGGGGUGUUAAGUCCAGGGUAAAAAUUACAGUAGGUUUGGUGUCUUUGGUAAUUUGAAUUGGCAAUCCCUUCCACAUUGAAGUUUUCCACCUUGCAAUAUAGACAAUACAGAACACCCCCCCCCCCCCAAUUAGUCCACAUUGGAGGAAGUUUACUGUAUUAUCAUUUGAUCACUUCAGCAGUAAUAAUUAGAAGGUGGUAAAUAAAGUAUUGAAGAAAUAGAAGUUGAAGAAUGAGAAUAAUAAUACAGUAAUUGUAAGAGGCAGAUGACCCCAAACCUUUUAGGAAAUGGUUACUUUUGGGAUGAAUUUUAUACUUGACCAAAUUUCCCCCCAUUAGUGACCUUCAUGCAGAUGUGAAGGUAAAUAUUUUUCAAGCUUUUGAAUCAUUAGAGAACAUUUGACAAGUAAAUAAUCAUAAAUUAUUAAAUGGAUGAGGAGUACAGUACUAAAAUCAUGCAUUCUUUUACUCUACAGUUUGCUGGGUCAUGAGUUUCUAUUUAGAAUGAUGUAUUAUAUUU